Rhipicephalus sanguineus (brown dog tick) is the source of this 857-nucleotide messenger RNA. Its product is annotated as STING ER exit protein. Bases 126 to 785 code for a protein of 219 amino acids. The transcript has 7 exons. The record is from RefSeq and is a predicted model, not a curated record. Lineage: Eukaryota; Metazoa; Arthropoda; Arachnida; Ixodida; Ixodidae.
GGGACUAUGCUCACUAUGCUUGCUAACAUGGCGGCGUGCAAGUGAGCGAUGUCCGUCGUUUCGCGUUGAAGAAACGAUACGUUGAUUUUAUUUAUUCUUUUGUUGCCCACCAGUACUGUAUUGCUAUGCCAAAAGUAGUCUCCAGAAGCAUCGUUUGUUCUGAUACGAAGGAUCAAGAGGAGUAUAAUGAAGAGAAGCCGCUUAAUGUUUAUUACUGCAUCUGUGGUAGUAUGGCGAUGAUUCUUGACUGUGCAAUCGAGAAGCUACCCUUGCGACCCAGGGAUGGAGCCAGGGUCAUCGAUGGUGCCAAGCAUGCUCACAAGUUGUCAUUCAGCCCUGAUGAAGUGGUCCACAUUAAGAGGCCUGAAGGAAUUGAGAGGCAGCACCGGAAGAAAUGCAGAAAAUGUGACCUGCUGCUCUUCUACCAGCACGACCCUUCAAGCAAUGUGACCUUUGUGGUCAAGGGUGCCGUGUAUCGGGCGGGAGAGGGACCCCUCAAGGCUGGCGUGCUUCUGCAAGCGGCCGUGGAACCCAAGAAGAUCAUGGUGACCAAGCACACCAAGAACAUGGGCAAGUUCAGUUCCGUCACUGUCUCGACCAUCGACGAGGAAGAAGAGGAGAUCGAAGCGAGAGAAGUAGCAGACUCCUAUGCCAACAAUGCCCGGAUCAUCGAGAAGCAGCUGGAACGCAAAGGCAUGAAUAAGCGCAAGUUGAUUGAACAGGUUUCUCAAGGCGAUCAAGAUGUGAAGAAAAAACUGGUCAGGGGUACUCUUAUUGAUAAGUAAUGACAAAUCAAUGUGCUCUGCUUGCUGUGUGUACACCAGUCGCAUCUCUUGUAAAUAAAACAUUUUCCAGUG